CACACACACGCGUCUUAGUCAGUCCUGUAGCUGCAGCAAACGCAGCAGAAGCUCUUCAAAAGCUUUGCUGUAGCUUUGUACUCAUAGAUGCUUUUUUAGAUUUCACCACUGUGAUACAUUAAGUUGUAGAGGACUCUUCCAGUGUUUUCAUUGAAUAUAAUCAAGGAGUUUUUUCAGAAGACUUCCUGAUGGGGAAGAGAAAUGUCUUUUGAUGGUCUUUGACCUCAGAAACUUUGCACAACCCUUCUUUUCAUACUUUACUUUGAAAAAUUUUCACUGAUACUCAACUGUAUCCAGUAACUUAGCAAUCGUCAAAGAGGAUAACGUUGUUCUUUUCUAUGGAUGGACAGACUUGUGACAAAUCCAACACCUGGACUCAGCUGUAGCCAACUUCCUACUUCUUGUUUUCUUUGCGUCUGUGCCUAAGUCUCCUUCCAAAUAAUUUCCUGGUUUGAUGGCGCUGCUGGAGCACCUGCCUUGUGUCCGCAUUGACCCUGCCCCGCUCAAGCCUCCGCCAAUCAGCAGGAACAAGGAUGAGAGGGCCCUACGGUUUGAGUUAGAACGCCGGGCCUGUCAGAGUCUCAGACAAGUUCUCCAGCUGAAGCUACAACAGAGAAGGUCCAGAGAGGAGUUGGUCAACCAGGGGAUCAUGCCGCCUCUGAAAAGUUCAGCUUCCUUCCACGAACAGAGACGGAGCUUGGAACGAGCCCGGACCGAGGACUAUCUCAAGAGGAAGAUCAGAAGUCGACCGCAGCGCUCUGAACUAAUCAGGAUGCACAUCCUGGAGGAGACAUCAGCAGAGCCGUCACUUCAGGCCAAGCAGCUGCAACUAAAGAGAGCUCGCCUUGCCGAUGAUUUGAACGAUAAGAUCUCCCACCGGCCGGGGCCCAUGGAGCUGAUCCACAAAAACAUCCUGCCUGUUCACUCCAGCAUUAAACAGGCCAUCAUAGAGUUUCCGAAGGCUCCAUGUGAUAAUUCGUCAUGUGAUGAAGACAGCAAUUACAGUCUGUCUCCAGAGCAGCCGGUGAGCCAGGAGUCUCCUCUGGGCCUGUUACCUCCGCCUUCUCCUCCAGAGACGCUGGCUGGGAGCAGCAUCCCAUCUCCAACACAGGUGUCUCCACCUACUCCUUCUUUCACACCAAUCUCUGGAUCCUCCCCCUUAUUUAAGCUGACCAAUGGGACGGGAGUAUCAUCUGCCCAGAGGACAGGGGCAACUUCACUGAUAAAGUCCCAGCCCAAACCAAGCUCCGACCGCUCCGCACAGAGACACAAAAAAACAAAGGACAUCAAGCCAAAGAUUAAAAAGUUAAAGUACCAUCAGUACAUCCCACCCGACCAGAAGGGAGAUAAAGAGCCUCCUCCCCAUCUGGACUCAUCGUAUGCCAAAAUCCUCCAGCAGCAGCAGCUCUUCUUGCAGCUCCAGAUCCUCAAUCAGCAGCAGCAGCACUAUAACUACCAUGCCAUCCUGCCGGCACCACCCAAAGCUCAGACAGAUCAGCAGCCACCUGCCUCUUCCUCCUCCAAUUCCACAACCACCUCCUCCCCACCUCAACCUGUCGCUGCCCCCUCAACAGCCCCCUCUAACCCAGGCAGUCACAGCCGUCACACAUCUGCAAAACCAGUGUGUCUGCCUCCAAACCUGGAUGAAAUGAAGGUCGCGGAACUGAAGUCCGAGUUGAAGCUGCGCAGCUUGCCAGUCUCCGGCACCAAAAACGACCUCAUUGAGAGGCUGAGGACCUACCAGGAGCUGAAUGGAGGCAGCGACACUUCCUCCUCUUCGACAGCAGGGGGUACCACAGGGCCGGGGGCGGAAGGAGCAGGAAAAUCCUCCAAAUGUGCUGCAACCUCCAACAACAUCACAUCACAACAACAGCAACAGUUUCAGUAUCAGUGCCAUCAGACGUCUUCUGUGACCGCUGAUGCAGGUAGCAGUGAGACCACUCCUCAGCAGCUCCUGACCUGUAGCGGCAACAUCUCCCCCCCAGUCGUCUCACUCGCCCCCUCUGACCGCUCACCAGGCGCCAUGAGCCCAGAGGAUACCAGCUUUAGGAGCGACCCCAUGGGGGAAAUGAUGAAUUCACCUCUCAGCCAGGUGAACCUUCAGCCAUGUUCAGCUGCUCAGCUUCCAGCCAACAUUAAAGAGGAGCCAAAGUGUUCCACCCCAGCACCCUGUCAGUUCUCUGUAAAGCCCGCCUCUCUGCAGAACCAUCCCCUGGUCUCAUCAGGUGCCCUCACCGCUACAGCCACAGCUCCAGCUCCAGCAGUGACCGUGGACAAAGACAGGAUGCUGCAGCAGAAAGACGAGCAGAUAGAGAAGCUGACCAGGAUGCUGAUGCAGAAACAGAGGCUGGUGGAGGUGCUGAGGUGGCAGCUGGAGCAGGGGAACAGAGGAGGAGCAGAGCCGCUAGUUCUUGUAAGAGUUAAACAAGAGCCUCCUGAUAAGCCCGGUGUCCCUCUCUCAGCCCCCCCUCCUCCACCGUCAUCUGUUUCAUGUGAGAUGGAUGUUAUCAAGGUAACUGUCAAACAGGAAGCCAUGGAGGCAGAGGAAGGUGCAUGUGAAUCAGCUACCCAGUUACCAAACACUUGUGGAUUACAGCAGUCCUCAACCCGAACGCAGAAGGCGCAGGAGCAGAUUCGGCUCCAUGUCAAGCCGCAGCAGACGAGCUCACAGACAAAACAACAGCAUGUACGUCUGCAGCAAACCACUCUGCAACUGGCCCAGCAAGAGGCCAUACAGAAACUUUUGCUCCAGCAGCAGCAGCAGCAGCCGAACACUCAGAACCAGAAGCAGACAAUUCAGAACCGCGGUCAGACAGUGGAGAACCUGCAGAAACUUUCCCAGCAGAGAAAGAAGAAAUCUCACAAACAGCAGCUCAAACAGCUCCAGCAACAACAGCAGCAACUGUUGCCGUCACAGCAACAGCACCAACAGUCAAAACAACAUCACCAGCAGAUGCAGCUGAAGCAACAGAUUCUACUGAAGCAACAGAAGUCAUUUUUACAGCAGCAGCAGCAGACUAAACAACUGCAACAAAUCCAGAUACAGACCAAGAUACAUCUGAAGCAACAGCAGGUGCUGAUACAGCAGAAACAGCAGGCGCAGCAGCAGCAGUCGCCACAGGUGUCUCAAGCGUACCUCAACCAGCAGUCAGGCUCAGCUCCCUCUUUCCCUCUGGAUCACCUCAAGAGCGACUCCACCCCGACUCUGGUCUCCGAUAGCAACGGCAACCACUUCCUGAUUGCACUGACCAGUCACAUCACUGAGAACCAAAGAACUGAUGCACAGGGGAGCAAAGCAACCAAUCAAAUCACACUGCAGCGACUACAGUCGACACCCGCCAAGCUCCCCAGCCACAGCCCUGUUCAGCUGCCUAAAGCUGAUAAUCAAACCAAACAGAGCAUGCAUGUGGGAUUUUUGAAACAACAAGAGACAAAGCCACAGAGCGGGGGCCUUCGUGUGUCUGUAGAGCCGCCUCAGCAGGAAGUUGCUCAGUGUUCGUCAGCACCUCCCAGUCUGCAGCCUUUCUUCAGGGACCAGGAGACUGCUCCCUCACCUUCCUCUCAAACUGAGUUUUGCCCUGGUCUGGAUGUCUUGUUCAGUCCUCUGACUCCAGCUUCCAUUAAGACCGCUGCCUCAUCGCCUGAUAACAAAGAUGCAGAGCAUGAAGAUGAUUUUAUUGACAUCAUCUUACAGACAGGAGAAAUGUCAACCACCUUCAAACCAGCACCUGAUCCUUCUCUGGACCAUCUACAUCCACACUCCUCUCCUCCCUCCCCACUCCAGCUGUUGCUAUCACCCGCUGCCCCACCCAGCUAUGACACCCCACAGCCGACCCCCUCGGUUCAGUCUGAGCUUCAGACCCAGCUCGACGCCACAGAGGAGAAACAACGCCUCAGCAGCGCUGGGAGCGGACGCCUGGAGGACUUUCUCGAAAGCACCACCGGUAAGCCUCUCCUGGGGGUGGAGCCUGGAGGCCUGUUGACUUUGAUUGAUGACCUCCACAGUCAAAUGCUGUGCACCCCCAGCAUCCUGGACCAUCCCUUGUCUCCAAUGGAUACCUUCGACAUGGCAGCGGAAGGGGAGCAAGGGCUGGACGGUAUGGAUUGGUUGGACGGUAUUGGACUGGUUGGAGAGAAGAGAGAAGAGGCUCCCACGCUGGGCCCACUCUGCCCCCAGACACCUUCUAGUGUCUUUUCCGCUGAUUUCCUGGACAGCUCUGACCUGCACAUACACUGGGACUCCUGCCUUUAGCCUACAGACUAAUAAGGGGCUCUGCUGCACUCACUCACACAUUGACUGCUGGGGGGGGGCUCUUUCUGUAUCAUCUCACACGCUGGUGUAUUGAAUCUUCGAGCACUUUGACCUUUAUUUAUUUAAUUUACACUCUGGUGUAUUGAUUCUUUUGUGCAGACACUUAUUAGGCCGGUCCUAAAUCUGUUGUUGCUUCUUUAGCAACACUUCUGUCAACACAUUAGAGGGACUGCUGUGGAUGUGGACCCGAUAGUUGACAAGACACUUUUAACUGAGCCAUGGACCCGUCACUUACAUACACAUUAGUCUCAUCUUUUCUUGAAACCUUGUUUCAGUGAAGGAGUAUAUCGGUUUAUUUGACCUUUGUCUAAUUAGGAGUGCAAAUCCUUUGUUACUUUUUGUUGUAAAGAUAAUCAAUUGUUUACAGCUACAGCUAAUCAAUAACCAAAGUUCAGGUGAAAGACUGAUUUUCUCGCAGCAUAGUUUAUAGGAUGGAGCAAAGAGGUUUGCAGACAAGCUGCCCUCUGAUGCAUGGCCAUAAUUCUGCAUUAAUGUCAUUCAAGGUGAUACUUUGUUGUUGUGAGACGGGGAUUCUCAUGGAUAAUGAGAAGGAUGUCCCGAUACAUUUGUAUCAGAGCUGAUCAAGGCAUUUAUCAACUGAUCAGGACGGGCUAUAUGAUCUAUAUAGAGCCCAGUCUCAUCCUUUGUUUUUCGUCAGCUGUCACACAAGUGUUUUUACUCACUGAGUUUUAAUGCAGAGCAACACAAGAGCCGUUGUCAACUCUCAAACUCUCUGCUGUCUCACUUCACUGAGCUACCCAUGUGUAGGAGCAGGGACUGAGCCCCGCCUGCUGCGAAACAUCACACGCCACACACGAAAACAUACUAUGAGACUGUUUUUUUACGCUACAUAUCGAAGUUCUGUGCAGUCUCGUGCAUUUUGCUCUCAUCCAUGGCACAUGGUGUGUUACUGCCUUGCUGGGAGGACAGACAGACAGCAGUGCAGAGCUUGCAACAGCCACACUCAACAUGCCACUGUGAAUGCAACAAAAGCUAGGGCCGAACAUUAGAAUUAUAUCAGUUGAAACAGAAUCAGCUGUUGAACACAAAUAUUCAACUUUUUUUCCUUCCUAUAAAGUUUUAAAGUUUAAACAGGGCUCACCGUGAUGUUCAAUGUGACAGCAACAUUUAUUGCCAACACUAGAUAUCGGGCAAAAGCCAGAGACUGUGUCGUAUUAAGUAUCUGUGAACUGUGAAUUCACCACAUCCAUGCAGAAGAGAGAAGAGACUUGGAGUGAGAAGUUCCUCCUCUUCUGUGCUGCUGCAUCUUGUCCAGAGCUGUCUGUACCAAAGCGUGAAAGUCAAGACCGCUCAGUCCGCGGCAAAAUGUGGGGACGUCCCUAGAGGUACACUGCACAGCACAGUGACUAGCAAGAAAAAAAUAAAUACAGCCUGACUUGAGGCCAUCUCAGUUGGCUGAAGGGUUUCUGACUUGACGAUUUGAAUCUCUGAGUUUGAAGGGGCAGUCCUGACAAAAGCUAUUAGGCAAAAAGACCAAUAACAGUAAUUGAUUAAUGGAACUUAAUCCACACACAACAACAGAAAGAAACACUCAGUGGAAUACAGUUCAUUCAGGUAGGCUAACUCAGGUAAGGCUCUCUUAAAAGGACAGAGAAAUUCCCUCGAGACAGCGACAAGGCUGAAAAGAUUAAAGAGAGAGUUUUUGUGCUUUUAUACUUCAUUUUAACUUUGCAAGAAACUUUGACCGUGUGCCUGCGACCUCCUAUUACUGAGUAUUAAUGGCAGUGUAGCUGCAUUACUGAGGUACGUAGGCCACACACUGUCUGUGUCUACCACAUGUACUGCUGUACAUAUAACAGAUGAAUAAUAGGCUAAUAAAUUAACAAUUAAGGAACCUGUUGGAUGCAGGGAUUUUUUUUCUUAUUGCAUUGCAGAGCUCUUCAGUUGUCUUGCAUAGACUGUGCAUUGGAUUGAUUUAAACACCUUAAAGCAGUGGUUCCCACCCGGCCACAGGGUCCAGAUUUCUCCUUAAGCCUAGUUCACAUUACACAAUUUUCACCCUGACUUUGUGUCACAGAGACUAUCGUAAUCUUUUGAGUGUUCAUACCUGGCGACGUGUGUUUCUGUCAGCGGGAGUCUCGCCAACUGCGUUACAACCUGUGUGUGCACACCACAAGAUUUCUCCACCAAGCACUCGCCGACAGAGCCCCAGAUAACGCGGUGACGUCACCAAACUUGGAGACGACACAUGGUAAAGGCAUGGAUAUUCUUCCCAGUGUUGAAUCAGAUCUGCCUCCAGGGCCUGGGUCCAAACACAACGCGCUCCCCAUGAUCCUGUGGACGCCGCCAUUGUUGUUGUUGCUCGCCGGUUUGUCAGUGUUGCCAGAUCUUGGGAGAGAAACAAGCAACCAGGGCUAUGGAAACAAGCCCAAAAGAAGUGACAGAUAUAUAUAUAUAUAGAGAAAGGCAACAUUUGCAGGGCAAGCCCAAAUAAGCAACUCCACUUUAGAAACAAGCCCAAAAAAAAAAGCAACCUGCGACUACAAAUAUUUGUAAGUAUAUAAUAUUUGUUGCUUGCCGGCUUGUCAGUGUUGCCAGAUCUUGGGAGAGAAACAAGCAACCAGGGCUAUGGAAACAACUCCACUUUAGAAACAAGCCCAAAGUCGUGGCUAAUAAGCAGACCUGGCAACCCUGCAGCUUGUCCUCUUCACAUUUCUUCUGUCCUCCUGCGUGCUGAUGUGGGACGUAUCCCGCCUCUCAUUGGCUGAUGCUCUUUGUCAGUCAUGUCACACCUCUCCAGUUCUCUAGCAUGCCAGAUAUCCAGUCCCAGUCGCAGAUGAGGGGGCGACUUGCUCGUAGGCUUGUUCACACAUGAGGACUCGCCGUGGCAGACUAUCUGCCGACUCACCUCCGACCCAAGGCGGCGCUCAAGAUCCUCUGCGACGUCAAAAUCACAGUGAAAACCGUGUAAUGUGAACUAGGCUUUAGUCAUUUAGUCCACAAAGUUUAAAGGCGCUGUAUGUAAGAAUGUGGCCAAAACGGUUACUGCACUCAAAUUCAAAAUACUGCCGCGAGUCGUGUCCGCCCCCCCUCCCCUACAGAUUUGAGGUUGCUGGACAGCGGCACGCUGGAGACUGAUUUGUUUGCCCACGGGCAGCUCCUGUGGCAGGGCUGCGUCGUUGAUCUUCGGUUUUCCAGAGGACCGUUCGAGCAAGUCCGGCUUCUCCGCUGCUAACGCUGCUGCUAACGCUGGUGCCGGGAUACAGCUGAGGAGCCGGCUGCUAAUGCUAUGUACUGGGACACUGCUAAUGCUGCUUGCCGUGCUGCUGUAGCUCAGUCAUAACUGUAACUGAUGCUGAGACUCUACUGACUGCGUGACUGGUAGACGGCGGUGAGUGGAGCAACAGGCCAAAACACAAAUUCAAAACAUAAACAUGAUUUGCGGACUGUAAAUUUUUUUUUAAAUGCGAAUAUUCUGGCUGUACUAUUGUUGUCGGUGAGAUCAGUAUGUUAUAUGAACAUUAUUCCUUAGUCUCUGUGACAUAUUAGGAGGAUUUUAUGACUAUUUGCUUUAUAUUUUUUACAUAUAGCUCCUUUAACAUAUUCAGUGUCUUGCUUGGCCAUGUCGUUGAGCUAGUUUGUUGUCUCUGUCUGUUACAACAGGAAACGACACUUCAAAAUAAAAACUUGUGCAGGAAAUUUACUGCACUUCAAAAAUAAGGGGUAUUUUUCUUUAAAGUUGACACGUUCACGAGUCACUUGCAGGCCAUUCUGAGUGGACCUGCGACCCACCAGUUGGGAACCACAGCCUUAAAGUACCUGAAAUGCACUGUGCAGGUGUAUUACUAAGGAAAAUAGAAGUAUCGGAUCGAGACUUGGCGUCAGAAGAUACUCUAUAUUAAAUGACUCGGACUGGGAUCAGGGGCAACAAAAUAAUGGUCCAAUUUAUUAGGGACAAGGACUUAAUAUUAAAUAGAUGUGCAUAUUUAAAAUGUGCAUUUCUUUUUUUGUUUGGUUUUUUAUAGAAUUGCACUCUGAAUACGUCACGUGUGAAGCCAAGUGUCUUAAUAUUUAUUUGACAUAAUGCGACUUUAUAGAUUAAUGAAUUUCUCUAGUAUGAAACUUUCUGAAUGUGGUUGUUUACUGCAUCUAACAUGAAGUAUGCAGCUUGAUAUAAGUGUUCACCAUGCUUCAUGUCUACAUACAGUAAAGCACCAACAGGUUUUUGUGUUAACUUUGAAAACUUAAGUUUUAAAAAACUGCCAUACUGUCGUUUCACUCCCUUUCUGUUUGCACUUGUUUUAAUGCAAAAUAUAAAAGAAAAGGGAAACUUUAUAGAUUUCUGACAAAUGUCUUCUUAAUGAGGAUUCUUGUAAUAAUUCAGUUGUUGUUCUUAAUGGUGAUGUUUGACUGCUUUGUACUGUAUCAGUACUUUUGCCAAUAGGGAUUUAUUUAUGUCCCUUUCUUCUUUGAGAUUUUAUCAUGCUGUAAUAUACCAGUUCAGACACUGAGAAUGUAUCAUAGGAUGCAUUUGUUUGUAUAGAUUUUCAGAUUUCUUUCUGUGGAACACUGGUAAUGCAGGUUUGUGUGGACUAUGACAAAAUGUCUGUAUUGUGAAUCCAAAGCCUCUCUUGAGAAACUUUGGUGACUUUAAACACAAACACAUCGACACAAGUUCAUUUUUCAUUCACGGCAUCUUUUGAAUGUAUUAUUUUACACCUUUAUGCAUCUGUCACCACAGACAUACUACACCUUAGGUUUUACUGUUUGUCCAAUACGACCUCCUUCAUUUUCUGACUUUGCUGUUACAGUCUGGCUGCUUAAAGGUUCACAGCUUUUCAGCUCUGUCUUAAAACAAUAGUCAGGUGCCAAUAUAAACUUUGAUAUAUGUUUUUUAUUGUUACAAUAUGCCCCCCUGUUUGGCUUCCGUUCCUGAAAUGCGUUCAGUUAAAAUGAUGUAGAAAAUGUGAGUUUAUCCUUUAGAGCAACAACCCAAAACAAAACUCUCAGUUAUGUAGCACAAACGCAAACAGAAACUUUUGUAUUCUUUUGCUUUUAUUAAUACAAAUAAUCUUUUGAGGGAGUAUCCAGUAAAUAGUCAGGUAUCGUAUGCCAGACCUCGACUAAACACUGCAAACUCAUUUUAAAUAGUGACAACCACAUGUGCCUGAUUCACUCGCUUUUUAUGUGAGAUUUAUGGGGUUUUUAAGGAUUUUCAGUCCCUGACGUGAUGCAUCUCACACACUUUGGCUCUGUCAAACUUGUGAGGACUUUAAAAUAAUUACAAAGUUGUUUUUCUGCUGUAUUAUUCCUAUAAGUGUUGAACCGCCUCAUGUAAAAAUAUUGUGAAAGCAUUAGGAAAUAGUCGUUUGGCUUUGGGCAAAGUGUUUGAGCUGUUUGUUUACUGUGCAAUUUUGAUUUUUCUAAAAACAAAACGAGAUUUAUUAAUAAAAGAAAAGAUAAUUAUG
Epinephelus fuscoguttatus (brown-marbled grouper) is the source of this 9741-nucleotide messenger RNA. RefSeq names its product myocardin-related transcription factor A-like. The record is from RefSeq and is a predicted model, not a curated record. Bases 455 to 4252 code for a protein of 1265 amino acids. Gene Ontology annotation, biological process: smooth muscle cell differentiation. The transcript is spliced from 19 exons. Lineage: Eukaryota; Metazoa; Chordata; Actinopteri; Perciformes; Serranidae.